Messenger RNA from Andrographis paniculata, 1396 nucleotides. RefSeq names its product chaperone protein dnaJ C76, chloroplastic. Gene Ontology annotation, molecular function: iron ion binding; electron transfer activity. The record is from RefSeq and is a predicted model, not a curated record. The transcript has 9 exons. Lineage: Eukaryota; Viridiplantae; Streptophyta; Magnoliopsida; Lamiales; Acanthaceae. The coding region runs from base 183 to 1193 and encodes 336 amino acids.
AAAUUCAAUUUCGAAUUCCCGUCAUUGUUUCUUAAUCAAAAUAUCCUCUGUUUCUACUAAGUACUGAUAUUUUUCAGGUUUUCGUAUGCUGUGAGACUGAGAGAGUGUGUCUUGAUUUGAACAAAGCAGUGUGAUAACUGAUAACAUUUCCAUUUCUUGCGUUCCCCGUGGUGAUCGAUGUGAUGGCUCAAUUGAUGUCGCCGGUUUCCACCCAUAUUCUCAAAUUCCAAAACUCUCGGUACAGUCUCCGCCCAAGAUACGAAUGCCCCAAUUUAGUUGGUAAUUGGUGGAGGAGCAGUCAUUGUGGGAGAAAGAAACAUCUGAGAAGAAUAAGAGCUGCAUCUCAGGAUUCUGCUGCAUCGCGGGAAGAAGUUGCAGAUGAUUAUUAUGCUGUAUUGGGUCUGCUUCCUGAUGCCACACCAAAGCAGAUAAAGAAAGCCUAUUAUAAUUGCAUGAAAGCUUGCCAUCCAGACUUGAGUGGUGACGAUCCGGAGACAACUAAUUUCUGCAUGUUUAUAAAUGAAGUUUAUGCAGUUCUCAGCGAUCCCCUGCAACGGAUGAUUUAUGAUGAAAUUCAUGGCUAUGCUUUGACUGGAAUCAAUCCUUUUCUAGAUGAUUCUAGCCCUAAGGAUCACGUAUUUGUUGAUGAAUUCAGCUGCAUAGGUUGCAAGAACUGUGCAAAUGUUUGCUCUGAUGUCUUUGGCAUCGAGGAAGAAUACGGAAGAGCCAGAGUUUACAGCCAAUCUGGAAUCCCGAAUAAAAUUCAGCAAGCAAUUGAGAGCUGCCCAGUUGAUUGUAUUCACUGGACUUCUGCUGCUCAGUUAUCUUUGCUUGAAGAUGAAAUGCGAAGAGUGGAGAGGGUAAAUGUUGGAUUGAUGCUCGCCGGCAUGGGCUCCGGAUCUGUUGAUGUAUUUCGGAUGGCAAGCACUCGAUGGGAAAAAAGACAAGCAAAAGUCUUGGAGCAAGCUAGAGUAAGUAUGAUGAAGCAAAAGGGCACAGAAAAAUAUGAAGCUGUUUGGAACAACCUUUGGGGACAAUCCAAGAAUAAUGAAAACAAAUCCACAGAGAAAGAAGUGAAGGAGAGGGCUGCCCGAGCUGCUGCUGCUGCUCGGAGAUGGAGAGAGUAUUCUAGGAAGGGCGUCGACAAACGCCCCACCUUCAAACUUCCAGAAACAAUCUCUAACACAGGCUAGAGUGUUUGAUCUUAUCAUAACACAACUGUAUAUAACAACAUAGUACUAUUGUCAAAGUGAGACAUGAAGCAGACCUCUAAUAUUCUCAGGCAAGAACAGAAGAUUCUUAUUGUAAUAAUAUUCAGACAAGAACAAAAGAUUCUUAUAAAAUUCUUAAUUGAGUAACAAACAGUAAAGGGCAGCCAGCUAUAGUUUUAAAUUUU